GUGUCUGAGUGAGCCGACUCCACUGAACGGCGGGAGUCUAACAUUAGUCGUGAGAUAAACAUCAACAAUGUUGAUUUGUAUUAACGUCGAGUUAAACUUACUAUAAAGCCGAAUAUACAUUAAUUCCGCGUGUUACAGUAAACGGAGACGUGGUUAAACAGUUAAGAGGUCCUUCAUGUAAACUCGGUAAUUUGUCCUGAUGCAGGCGCUGGAGGAAACCGAGUCCUCCCUCUCUGACAGAGUAGAGCUGAUGGCUGUGAGGGGGGAGGAGGACAAAGCAGAGGGAGAGAAGGAGAAAGGAGGAGGUGAAGGAGCAGCUGAGAGUGCUGUGGAUACCAUGGGCGAUGAUGGAAAAGGCGAGGAGAAAGAAAAUGAAGAGAAGAAGGAGGGAGAGAAGGAGGAUGAAGAGAUGAACGGAGGCGUGCAGGCACAGAAAGAAGAGGAGGACUGGGAGAUCCCUUACAGCGACGAGGAGAUGGAGGACCCUAAGAACUGGAUGCCUUCGCCAGAGGAGAUCAAGCGGCUGUAUGAGCUUCUGGCUAAAGGAGAAAUCCUGGAGCUGAAGUGGAUUCCUCUCCCUCGAAGACCACCCACUCCCCCACGCACUCCUUCGCCAGAGAGAGACGGAGAGGACUCCCAGGAGGCCAAACAGGAGGAGAACCAGCGCAAGGCUCCCUCACCGACCGAGUUCGACUUUGACGAAGAGCAAACCAUGGCGACUCCGAAGAACGCCUUCCUCAGCCGACGCAGGACGCCAGGCUCGUCCGCCCGCUCUACAGUGAAGCGUGAGGCACGGCUGGACAAGGUUCUCUCCGAUAUGAAGCGGCACCGGAAGAUCGAGGAGCAGAUCCUGCGGACGGGGCGUGACCUCUUCAAGAGCGACAAGCCACCUGCCAGGCUGCCCCCGCAGGAGCGCUUAUCACCCACCAGCCAGAGGGAGAGAGAGAAGGAGAGAGAGAGAGACAGCGACCCCAGCACCGUCUUCAGCCCCAGGCAGAGGCGAUACUGAGGAGCCAUACAGACAUUUGAGGGCAGACCCCCGUUUUCUGUGGGGGUCUUUUGCCUGUGACUUAAUUUAAUUUUAACAACGGAAAUUUGGUGUUCCUGGUGUGUUUUUUUUGUUUGUUUGUUUUUUUAUAUAUAAUAACUACCAAGUGUAAAUGUGUCUGUGUUAAUGUGUGAAAGAGAGAAGGUUCUCACUAGAAUAAAAGUUCUGUCCAGAUGAGCCUUCUGGGUUGUACAGUCCGAGUGCAGAACACUGGCCCCUAAGCAGAACAUACAGAACUGCCUA
Pygocentrus nattereri (red-bellied piranha) is the source of this 1291-nucleotide messenger RNA. It is a transcript of the gene pagr1, whose product is annotated as PAXIP1 associated glutamate-rich protein 1. The transcript has 5 exons. Bases 200 to 1009 code for a protein of 269 amino acids. Lineage: Eukaryota; Metazoa; Chordata; Actinopteri; Characiformes; Serrasalmidae. The record is from RefSeq and is a predicted model, not a curated record.